Molecule: messenger RNA, 393 nt
Organism: Acytostelium subglobosum LB1
Lineage: Eukaryota; Evosea; Eumycetozoa; Acytosteliales; Acytosteliaceae
Exons: 1
Coding region: 1-393 (130 amino acids)
Source: RefSeq, a predicted model, not a curated record
AUGAAUAGUAAUGUUGAGGAUUGGUCCGACUCAGUGGAUAUCCCCGACUGCAGGACAAGGGAUGAUCCAGCCGUGCCCAUAUACAAACAAAUAAGAACAUCAAUCAUUGUUGGUGUAGUUGUGGUCGUGGCUCUAGUAGGAUUGGUCAUCUUCAACUAUAUCUACAAACAACGACACAAGGAGAUAAUGAAGAUGUUGGCAUCAGAGUCAAAGACCAAACUGUACAAAGAGAUAUACGAUAAAUACAACAACGCCAACAUCAGUGACUACAUUGCCAACAGUGCUGGACAAUCGGGCAAUACAUCCUACAUUGACCAAGGUGCAUCCUACGAUACCCAGUCCAAUGUUACAGAGGAUGAGAGUCCUGAAGAGAUAGUUAUAACAACUGAAUAA